AUGCACUUCACACUACUUCUUCCCCUCCUUGCAGCCACGGCAUAUGCCGCACCUGUCGAGGAUCGCGUCAAGCGUGCAGGUUGCUCCUCGUACACCAUCAUCAACACUCGUGGCACGGGUGAGAUUCAAGGAGAAUCCUCUGGCUUUCGCACCAUGAACGGGAACAUCCAGUCUCAGGUCAAAGGCGGCAAGACUUACAACACGGUGUACCCUGCCGGCGCCGACCAGAACUCCGCUGCAGGAACAGCCGACAUUGUCAAACAAGUGGAGAGUGGACUUCAGAGCAACCCCAGCCAGUGCUUCAUCCUCGAGGGAUAUAGCCAGGGCGCCGCCGCCACAGUGAGCGCGAUGUCUCAGCUCACCGGUGCAAGCUUCGACGCCGUGAAGGGCGUCUUCCUUAUUGGAAACCCUGAUCACAAAAGCGGAUUGGCUUGCAAUGUGGACAACAAAGGAGGCAACACCACAAAGAACGUGAACGGUCUCAGUGCGAUGCUCGGCAAGUCUAUCCCAAAUGAGUGGGUCAGCAAGACCAUGGACGUCUGUAUCUAUGGUGACGGCGUGUGUGAUACGACACACGGAUACGGUAUUAACGCAGCGCAUUUGCAGUACCCGAUGGAUUCGAAUACUCAGGAGUUGGGAACGAACUUCGUGGUGAAGCAGUUGACGGCUUAGGGGAAUGAGCCGGAUGAUUUUAUUACAUUACACCUUCUCUUUUCUUGUUGUGCGACGACACACUUAGGGCAUAUAGAUAGGCUAUGACUCGGUCUCAGUCGUUGCUAGACAUGACGGAGGCGCUCCAUCGGCAUUCUUAGUGUACCACGACAUCGAUUACGAUUGUGCUCCUGCACUGUCCAUCGUAUUUCAGUAGCUGAACUCACGCGUGACCCCCGAUGCAUCAGGCCCCAAGCUCUUAAUCUUUCUGUUCCUCCAUUGGUAGUAGAACCUCAUUCCAACACACCCAACGGCGACCAUGAGCAGCAUAGCGAAGUUCGUCCAAUGCCCUGUCGGGUACCCCUUCUCUUUCUCGUCGGCCUUGUAGAUCCAUACGCCUAAUAUCUGACCUGG
This is a messenger RNA of Paraphaeosphaeria sporulosa, 1065 nucleotides long. Its product is annotated as cutinase. The transcript is spliced from 2 exons. Bases 1 to 672 code for a protein of 223 amino acids. The record is from RefSeq and is a predicted model, not a curated record. Lineage: Eukaryota; Fungi; Ascomycota; Dothideomycetes; Pleosporales; Didymosphaeriaceae. Gene Ontology annotation, molecular function: hydrolase activity.